AUGCUAAGUAUUGCCGAAAACAUCCGGCGCCUUGUCAAGCAUCAUGGGAUCAAGUUGUCCGAUCAGAGUCAACAUGCUGAGCUGGAAGCUAUUAUCGAUGAGAUGAAGUCUGUCAUCUCCGGAUCGGAUGGAGAUGACAUUCGCGAUGGACAACAGUACAAUACGAAGACACCAAAUUUCGUGGAAACAAGACAGGAAGAGGACUCUGUUUUUCGCGGACCCGUUGGUGUCCAUUUCGACCAAGCGCCGUAUCUGUCCCAAGAACUAUUCGUCGGCCGUGGCUCUGAGCUUGAUGAAAUGGCUAAAGUCUUGCACCCUACCCAUGAGCCCCAAAAGCGAAGAACUUUAGUGCUCGGUGGGAUACGCGGUAUAGGCAAAAGUCAGCUUGCCUUCGCUUAUGCACUGUCGCGAUCUAAAUCUUGUAGCUCGGUGUUAUGGCUGGAUGCAACGUCUGAGGCCACAUUGAAUAACAGUUUUCGUCGGGUUGCCAUCCUGAUCUUCGAUCAAAAUUCCACCGUCUUGGAUGACAAGAGAAUAGUUGAGGGUGUACAUCGUUGGUUAUCUGAUCCGAAAAAUACCCGAUGGCUUUUGAUUUUUGAUGGCUAUGACGAACAGUUCACCAUCAGCGACUAUUAUCCCCCUAAAUCUCACGGGGCUAUUAUAGUCACUACUCGACAGCCAGACCUGGUUCCUAGUAGUACCCACAUCCUUCAUAUCAAAGCUUUCCACAACAUUAAGGAUAGCCUCGCGGUGUUACAAACCCGCUCGAAGCGGCAGAACACUACAACAGAAGCCAACUCGGAGUACCAGGAGGAGUACCAAAGCGACAUAUCGAACCCACCAUCUGUUUUUUCUGUACAGAGUUUGCUAUCAAGUGCUCUAACAACAGAUACCCACUUCAGUGCCAAUGAACUCAGCACCGCACUCGAUGAACUCGUUGGCAUAUUUAUGGACGACAUAGAAUUGGCACCACUGUAUUCAGAAGCCAUUGUCGCGAGGCGUAUCACCUUGGCACGUUUCGUGCGAAACUUCAGACGACUUCUCAAGGGCUUUGCGGUGGAUUUGAAAGAAGAAUCACAGGAAGCAGUUUAUAUUGAUCUUGCUAAUUUCAUCUCGUCUCGAGCUGGCCUCAUAUCCGAUAAAAUGGGAAGAAAUCUUGAACAGAAGUUCUCACAACCAGGCAACACAUCUAUACGUUUACAGGACACACAGGCGAAAGGCGAAUUCCAAUAUUCUCUGGACAAAGAAUUGCAUAAUGAGAGCAGUGAUGAUGAGGACGGGCAUGAGCCGGAGCGAGCCUUGGAUGAAAAGUUCGCCGCGUUGGUAUCCCAUGGCCGCGGCUUCAUUGAAGCAAGCACUGCCCUGCAUAAGCUACGCGAGGGAUUCAAGGAAUUCGUUAUACCAACAAUAAAGAACAAAGAGCCUGGGGCUAAGCACUUUCAUAAAGCUCAAUCUUGGCUUCACAAAUGGACCUAUUUCAGGGCUCUAGGCGGGCUCAGGUAUGAGGCGCAACGGCUGAUGAAAGUUCUUCAAUUCUUCAAAUGGCUCCUCUCUGAAAUUGAAUUGCUGGAGAAAGCUGUUCCCGAAAAUCAUCAGCGAUUCAGGUGGACGAAUCUCUAUGAUGACUACGUUGAACACAAGCCCGGCGCACUCAAAAAGCUGCAAGACUAUUUGACUUCAACCACAGUUCCAGCCGAUCCAAGGAACGUCAGCCCUACCAACAGUCAAGGACAGCCUUCUCGCGCUGCGUCCAUGUACACCCCCAGCCCCAGUUCUCUCUCCAUAGGCGUAUCUACUUCCAACGACACCACAAUUCAACCAACACAUCCUGCCAGCAAUAUCCGUACUGGAAUCACUCAAAAUACCAGCCCAGGCGGAUCAUCAGCUGGUCCACUCCUGCUUCUCUCCUGCAUAGAAAGAAGGGGCCACCCCGUCGAACUAUACCAAGAGGUUGUCACCAACAUCACAGAUGACCGAGAACUUUUCCAUUCAUUAAACAGAGCAUACCAUAGUCGCAGGACCAAGUUCAAAUCAUUCUGGUCAUUGCGGACACUGCACGGCAUCCAUUUCAUGAAGCAAAGAAUACGCAUGCUCGCCGACCCCCUCCGACCUCUCACCACCAAUUGGCCCCAAAGCAAUGAUGGACUUUUUAAAAGAUUAAAAGACCCCGAUAGCCGAGUCGCAGGCGCAGACUGGAUUCUGCAGCAACUGCCGAAAAAGAUGGGGGCACAACUGGAUCUAAAUAAAGCGGAUAUGUCACAGGCGUGGGGGAUCUUUUACCGGGAGGAUUGGGAUUGGAUGCGCAUUUGGAUUGUGCUGGGCAUUGCUUUUUUCCCACCGAGUCUGUUGUUUGGGAUUCUGUGGGGGAUUCUGAGGCAGGAUAUUCAGGGGGCUUUUGGGGUGGCUAGUUGGUGGAUGGCGGGGGCGACUAUUGCGAUUGGGAUUGUUGGGACUUGUACUUAG
Penicillium olsonii is the source of this 2463-nucleotide messenger RNA. The record is from the annotation of a GenBank genome assembly. NCBI's taxonomy places the organism in Eukaryota, Fungi, Ascomycota, Eurotiomycetes, Eurotiales, Aspergillaceae.